Miscanthus lutarioriparius is the source of this 771-nucleotide messenger RNA. Lineage: Eukaryota; Viridiplantae; Streptophyta; Magnoliopsida; Poales; Poaceae. The record is from the annotation of a GenBank genome assembly.
AUGAGGAGGAGGGGGUUCCUUCCUCUUCUUCCUCUUGUCCUGCCGGCACCGGCAGCUAGCCAUGGCCUCGAACGGGAGCAGCAGCACGGUGAGUCCGGCAACUCCUCUCUUGUCCCCAGAUCGGGCCAGCUAAGAAAGUGGAAUGAGCGCUGGGUCAUACUUGAUCCUACAACUGGAAAAAUAGAAUACAAAUACUGUAACUGCAGAGUUGUUUUCCUUUUUGCCAAAGAGGCGAUAUUGGAACUCCACAGAAAAAGGAAUACUUUCUUUGAGCAGAAACUCCCAGCGCUGCAAGAGCAUGAGUAUCCACUUUACAAGAAGGCCUUGCUCAACUACCGCACACAUAAUGGCAAAUCACGCAAUUUUUUACGGGAUGGAGGAGUAGACUUUCAUGGUGCGACUCAGUUGGUACUACAGGCUCAUAAGGAGGCCGUGAAUUCAUUGGGUGAGAAUGGUCCUGCAAAAUUGGGAACAGUUGCAACUGUUGUGGCUGUAGCCAAUGCCACUGCAAUUGAAGCAACAAAGGAGGUAGAGGCUGCAAUGAAGAUUUCCCUGCGGGCAACUUUGGGCUCAACUACAAAUAAACUUACCAAAGGCCAAUUAGAUGAUCUCACAAUAAUGAUGGAUAUUCGUGCACGUGAUUCUACCAUCAAUGAAAUUGAAGAAAAGUUACAGGAGACUGCAGAAGCAGCUGAAACUGCUGCUUCUGCAGCACGUUCAAUUGAUGAAGAGAGAAGAUUUUUUACGUCAGAACUUGAACGUUUUGCUUAG